Molecule: messenger RNA, 1394 nt
Organism: Branchiostoma floridae (Florida lancelet)
Lineage: Eukaryota; Metazoa; Chordata; Leptocardii; Amphioxiformes; Branchiostomatidae
Product: leucine-rich repeat-containing protein 15-like
Exons: 2
Coding region: 9-1394 (461 amino acids)
Cellular component (GO): plasma membrane
Molecular function (GO): protein binding
Source: RefSeq, a predicted model, not a curated record
GCAGCAGCAUGCAGAGGAGCCGUGUGACGUGCCGAGCUGCUGCAGUCAGUGUCCUCGGUCUCCUGUGGGUCGUCAUGAUCACGGCCGCCUUCACCUGCCCGGAGACAUGUUCUUGUGGGUCUAACGAGCAGGUUUACUGUAUCAGACGGGGACUCACAGUCGUUCCUGCCAACAUACCAUUGGGUACAACUGUUCUCUACCUGGACUUCAAUAACAUACAGGACCUGUCUGAUGCGGAUUUCGGCUACCUCACCCGUCUGGAGUUGCUGGAUCUAUCUUAUAAUCACAUAGCUGACCUCCCGGAUGGAGUGUUCUCAAACCUGACCAGUUUGGUGGAGCUUCUCCUGCACAACAAUAACAUCUCGAGUCUGCCAACUGGAGUAUUCUCACAUCUCACCAGCCUGCGGUACCUGUGGCUAUCUGAUAAUCAUAUAGCUGACCUCCCGGAUGGAGUGUUCUCACAUCUGACCAGUUUGGAACAGCUUUUCCUGGAAAAAAAUAUCAUCUCGAGUCUGCCCACUGGAGUAUUCUCACAUCUGACCAGAUUGGUGGUGCUUCUCAUGGAAAACAAUGACAUCUCGAGUCUGCCCUCUGGAGUGUUCUCACAUCUCACAUCUCUGUUUAGUCUGUCUUUAUCUGGUAAUCAUAUAGCUGACCUCCCGGAUGGAGUGUUCUCAAAUCUGACCAGUUUGAGAGAUCUUUACCUGCACAACAAUAACAUCUCGAGUCUGCCCACUGGAGUGUUUUCACAUCUCACCAGUCUGGGGCUCUUGUAUCUAUCUGGUAAUCAUAUAGCUGACCUCCCUCAUGGAGUAUUCUCAAACCUGACCAGUUUGUUACAGCUUCACCUGCACAACAAUAACAUCUCGAGUCUGCCCACUGGAGUGUUCACACAUCUCACCAGUCUGGGGCUCUUGUCUCUGUCUGGUAAUCAUAUAGCUGGCCUGCCGGAUGGAGUAUUCUCACAUCUGACCAAUUUGGGGGUGCUUCACCUGGAAAACAAUAACAUCUCGAGUCUGCCCUCUGGAGUGUUCUCACGUCUGACCCGUUUGGUACGACUUCACCUGGACAACAAUAACAUCUCGAGUCUGCCCUCUGGAGUGUUCUCACAUCUCACCAGUCUGCAGAACCUUUACAUAGCAGGAAACCCAUGGAGGUGUGACUGUAGUAUACAUGGUCUACUGACUUCGGCACGUCUGCGUACUUCAAUUUCCGAUGGCCCUACCUGCAGCUCCCCUCACCACAUGAAAGGCGACGCACUGAAAGCAACUGUUACAGUAGACAAAGUUUGUCUCGGCCGCGGGGACUGCACCAUGGGAAGCGCUGACGUCACUUGUGCUUGCAAUGUCGGCUGGACUGGCCCAUUCUGUGGUAAAGCUUUAGAAGAACAAUAA